Abrus precatorius (Indian licorice) is the source of this 1347-nucleotide messenger RNA. RefSeq names its product protein ALTERED XYLOGLUCAN 4-like. The transcript has 3 exons. The record is from RefSeq and is a predicted model, not a curated record. Gene Ontology annotation, cellular component: Golgi apparatus. The coding region runs from base 1 to 1347 and encodes 448 amino acids. Lineage: Eukaryota; Viridiplantae; Streptophyta; Magnoliopsida; Fabales; Fabaceae. Gene Ontology annotation, molecular function: O-acetyltransferase activity.
AUGAAGACAUCAAGUACCAUUUUUCAGGAGAAGCAUCAUAAUCAUAGUUGUGGCAAAAGGGUGAGAUGUCUCAACAACUUAGGGAAGGGGAUGCCUUUUGUUUUGACCCCUUUGUUGGUGGCCACCAUUUUCAGUUUGAUUUUCCUCUAUGCUCCUAACCCUUUGACCCUCACACCCCAUCGAGGCCAUGACAUUUUUGAAAAUCGCUCUCAAAUGCAACAACAAGAACAAGAACAAGAACAACAUGGCAUCACAACAAAGGUGACAUCAUCCAAAUCACAAAAGGAACAGAAAACAUGUGACCUGUUUAAGGGUCAUUGGAUUCCAGCUUUGGGAGGGUCAUCAUCUUAUUACACAAAUUCAAGCUGCACCACAAUCCCUGAUAGCAAAAAUUGUUUCAUGCAAGGAAGAAAGGACACUGAUUUUCUCCAUUGGAAAUGGAAGCCUCAGCAAUGUGAGCUUCCAAGGUUUGACCCCACAACCUUCCUCAACAUCGUUAGUGGCAAGAAAAUGGCUUUCAUUGGCGAUUCUGUGGCCAGGAACCACAUGGAUUCCCUUCUCUGCCUCUUGUCUCAGGAAGAAAUUCCAAAGAAUAUAUAUAAGGACUCAGAAGAGAGGUUCGUCAAAUGGUAUUUUCCUAAGCAUGACUUCACUCUAAUGAUGUUAUGGAGCAGAUUCCUCAUAGUAGGUGAAGAAAGAAUGGUAAACGGUACAGGGUCAAGCAUUUUUGACAUGCACGUAGACAAGGUUGAUGAAGAUUGGGCUAAAGAGCUUCCAAACUUGGACUAUGCAAUAAUCUCAGAUGGGCAUUGGUUUUUUAGAUUGAUGUAUCUUCAUGAAGCUGAAAAGCUAGUAGGGUGUGUGUAUUGCAAGGAACCAAAUAUCACAGAUUACAACAUAGAUUACCCUUUUAGAUUGGCAUUUAGAACUGCAUUUAGAUACAUCAAUAGUUGCAAGGAGUGUAGAAAAAUGCUAAUAAUGUUGAGGACAUUUGCACCAGCUCACUUUGAGAAUGGAGUUUGGAAUAAUGGUGGUUAUUGCAAUAGGACAGGUCCUAUGAGUGAAGGGGAGGUUGAUUUUGGAAGGUUUGAAUGGCAAUUGAGGAAUGUUCAAAUGGAAGAGUUUGAGAGAGCAAGAAAUGAAGGCACGAAGGAAGGUCAAAGAUUUGAGGUAGUGGAUGUAACAAAAGCCAUGUUGAUGAGACCAGAUGGGCACCCUGGAGAGCAUUGGGGCAACAAGUGGAUGAGAGGGUUUAAUGAUUGUACUCAUUGGUGUUUGCCUGGUCCUAUUGAUAUGUGGAGUGAGUUAUUGCUUGCUGUUCUCAAAAGGGAGGCUCAAAUAACAUGA